Molecule: messenger RNA, 1477 nt
Organism: Rotaria sordida
Lineage: Eukaryota; Metazoa; Rotifera; Eurotatoria; Philodinida; Philodinidae
Source: the annotation of a GenBank genome assembly
UCGUUUGAAUAAUUUCUCGAAAGUAUUGUUCAAACAAACAUACCUUAUGGCGUUUUAGUCGACACGUAGCGUCCUCUUCAGAUGAGUCAGUUUCUAUUGAUUGGAUGAGCAAAGAAUCAAAUAAAUACCCAUUUUCCUCUUCAAUCAUCGUAAGGCCUUGUCUCCACUAGAAAAAUAAUACAGUAUUAACUUCGUGUUAAAAUGAUGCGUAUCUACACUUAGAAAGUUAAUGCAUCAAUCAGAAUCUAGAACGAAAUGUCGCUUUCAUUAAUUCAAUUGGAGCACAUGAACCUAAUGAGACUUUGAUUGGUGCAUUAAAUGCGAAUUAUAUUUUCCACAAAUCAAGUUUCUUAAUUCGGUAUUAAAUUUUCUAGUGGAGACAAGGCCUAAUACGAUCUUCUUAUUCAAUUCAGUCGAGUAGAGCGAGAUUGAACACGCUAAAGCUAAAUCGAAAAAUGUAUUACACGAAAUUCAAAUUCCAGAUCAACAACAGAAAAUGUUCGGUUUUUUGAAAAGUACGUUUUUUCAUCGCCUCAAUCCCAAUCAUUUUGUUCUUGUUAUAGGGUUAAUGAAUCAUCAUCAUAUCAUCAAUUACAGUAUCGUCAAUCAUACUGGUUCAUUAUCCACUCCAUCAUCUUUUAAUCGAAUUCUCACGUCAACAUGGUUUCGAAAUGAAUUUGAUAAAUCUCUUGAAGAAGAACAUAUCGUGAAAACAGAUUCAUUAAAGAAAUUUGAAGAAACUGUAUGUACCAUUAUUGAUUCUUCUACUCAUUGUGGCAUGACAAAACCAAUGCCAUUAGCUUCAUUAUUCGAUGAACUUCGUCUUUUGAUCGAGUCAACAGCACCGAAAAAUAUUCAAGAAAAAUUAUUCAAUGUAUUGUACAAUAUUGAACAAUUGGCAAUAAAUAAUGAAAAAAAAAUUACGGAAUUGUCCAGCCAAUUGUCUAGUCAAGCUAUUGAUCUUCGUUCAGCUGAAAAAACAAUUACGGAGUUGUCCGGUCAAGUAACUGAUCUUCGUUCAGCUGUACAAGGUUUACAAGAACGUCAACAUGAACGGGAUGCUAUACUACAUGCAUUUAAAGUCUCAUUUUUGUAUCGUUAUCAUAUUGUUUUACCAAUAAUUCGACGUCAUUAUCCAAAGAUUCGAUGGUCAGAAAUUGUUAAUGUUGUUAAACAAACUUCACCUAAUUCAUUAGAAUCAGCUUGUCGUCCACCAUCACCAAAGAUUAUGGCAAAACGACGCGAGUUGCAAUCACUUUGUUCAAUUGAUCUGGAUAAACUUGUCCAUUUAUCAAGUGUACGCAACGAAGUGAUGCACAUUCAAAUUGCUAAUAUCGAUGAACAAAAAAUGUUAUUGGAACAAAUGGAACAUUAUUUAGACUCGAAAUCGAUCAGAGAAUUCAAAGACAGUAUAAAAAAUAUGUUAAAUGAAUUGAAAAAUCAUAAACUGGAGAAAAUACAAAAUUUUUUUAAUUAA